Papilio xuthus (Asian swallowtail) is the source of this 1375-nucleotide messenger RNA. It is a transcript of the gene wuho, whose product is annotated as tRNA (guanine-N(7)-)-methyltransferase non-catalytic subunit wuho. Gene Ontology annotation, molecular function: protein binding. The coding region runs from base 143 to 1258 and encodes 371 amino acids. Gene Ontology annotation, biological process: RNA (guanine-N7)-methylation; tRNA modification. The transcript has a single exon. NCBI's taxonomy places the organism in Eukaryota, Metazoa, Arthropoda, Insecta, Lepidoptera, Papilionidae. The record is from RefSeq and is a predicted model, not a curated record. Gene Ontology annotation, cellular component: nucleus; cytosol; tRNA methyltransferase complex.
GACAGUUGACACCGGUCCGUCACAGAAUCGUCGCAUUGGUCGGCGCCAAACUGCAAUUCGACUUUGAGGUUAUAAUAUUAAUACUAAUAUUUAUAAAUUUUAUUAUAUUUUUUUUUUGCAUAAGUAUGAGUGAGUUAACGACAUGACUUCUAUCGCAGUAAAUAAAAACAUCAUAGCUAUUACAAGAGGUUUACGUAUUGAUUGCUACGAUUAUUCUAACCACAAAAUUAUUGAUGUGGAAUCUCGAGAUGCCAACGAUAGUAUUUCUGAUAUUGUUAUUGCCUCCAAUUGUGAAUACUUAGCAAUUAUAACUUCGAUGUCGAAGCAACUCAUCAUCUACAAUUGGCCAACAUUUAAAACAAAAAGAAAAUAUGUCCUACCCAGAAGUGCAAGCAAAAUAAGAUUUUCACCUCAAAGUGACCAUAUAUUCGUCGCCGAUAAAACUGGUGAUGUUUUAAUGUACGAUAUUUCAAAGGAAGAUGAUGGAAUUAAGCUACUGGGUCAUUUAAGUUUAUUACUUAAUGUCUUGCAAACUAGUGAUAGGAAAUUUAUUAUUUCUUCAGACAGAGAUGAAAAAAUAAGAGUAUCCUGCUAUCCUAAUACUUAUAAUAUUCAUACAUAUUGUCUGGGUCAUACAGAAUUCGUCAACCAUUUGGAAUUUCUACCGCAUAACAAUAAAUAUCUGACAAGUACAUCUGGUGAUGGCACUGUCAGAUGUUGGGAUUAUGUAACUGGUAAAAUGCACUAUAGCAUUGAUACAUUCCUUGAUAUAAAUGAUGAAACUUUAAAAGACGACUUUACCAAAGUUAUGAUUGAUGAAGGUAUAGAAGUUAACAGUUUACCAAUAGUUCAUUAUGCCGUUACUAAAAAAGAUGAAUCAUGUAGCAUUUUAGCUAUAGCUGUUUAUAAUUUUAAUAAAAUACUGGUUUACAGUUUGAAUAGUGAUGAUGAAUGUUUUAGGCAUAGAUUACUACAAAAAAUAGAUGUUGAACAACUUCCUUCGUCUCUAGCCUUGCAUGGCUCAUCCUUAUUUGUUUAUUUUGAUGUUAAAGGCACAGUCCUUAUUUAUACAAUAAAAUAUGAAAAUACAAAUAUAUCAAUAGAAUUGGAAAAAACUGUUCAAAUUUUUGUAAAUGAUCAAAGUAAUGGAGUAUCAGAUAUGGAAAACAAGCAGUCUAUUAAAUUAUUAUACAAAAGGAAGUUUGACAAUGUCCAGGAGUAUCAAGAAAGAAAAAAGCAACGAUUGGGAAAAGUCUGAAUGUUAUAUUCUAUACAUAUACUAACAUUUCACAAUUUGUACUACUGGACCAUUUGUUUUUCGUUUGAAAAUCGGGUAUAAGCUAAAUGAUUUUAAAUAAAAGAUUUUUUAACCGAA